Cladocopium goreaui is the source of this 2436-nucleotide messenger RNA. The record is from the annotation of a GenBank genome assembly. Lineage: Eukaryota; Dinophyceae; Suessiales; Symbiodiniaceae.
AUGAUGGUGGCAAGAUUGCGGCCCAGUGUUGUCACCUUCGCCGCUUGCAUCAGUGCUUGCGCGCGGGCCACACAGUUUCAAGAAGCACUGCAGACCUUCCAACGUGCCCAGGAGGCCGUCUCCUUGAACCUGGUGAUUUUUAACAUCGCCAUCAACGCGUGCGAGAAGGUGUCGCAAUGGCAGCAGGCAUUGGUGUGGCUCAAUGAGGCUGCGACCGAACAUCUUCAAUUGGAUGCGGUAACCUUCACUUCAGUGGCCAGUUGCUGCUUGCCGAAUAGGUGGUCGCUGGCUCGCUACUUGGUGGAUCAGAUGAGAUCCAAGCAGCUCCUCCCAGAUUUGAUUGCACACAAUACUGGCGUGCGAGCCGGCCAAUCCAAUGAUUGGAGGCAAAGCAUUGGUCAGUUAGAGCUCCUCGGAGAAUCCAAGCUGGAGGCAGACAUUGUGACAUACAACGUCAUCCUAUUGGGAUGCUACUCUGGUGGCUGGGAGAGUUCCCUGCAAGUCCUGAGUGAGCUGAAGAGGUCGACUCUGGUUCCAGACAUUUGCUCUCACAACACUGCCAUCACUGGCUUGGACCAUCAUCAGCAAUGGCGUGCAGCUUUGAACCAACUCAAUGUCGCAGACGAAUGCAACAUUCCUGACGUGCAGACGUACAGCGCAGCAAUGGUGAGCUGCGCGACUGGUGAAGAAUGGCAAGCGGCAGUGAUGUUGCUGGAGAAAUCCACGGAGCACACUCUCCGCAACACUGUGAUGAUAAAUUCUUGCCUGACAGCCUGCGAAAGAGCGACCGCUUGGGAAGCCGCUGUGUUGUUGCUGGUCGGUCAGCAAAGUGAGUUGGUCGGUUUGGAUGUGAUCUCUCUCAAUGUCGCGAUAAGUGCAUGUGCUGCUGCAUCUGAAUGGCAAAUUGCUUUGGAUCUCCUCACUUCGAUGAGUAGCAGACGGCUUCAGAGGAAUUCGAUCUCGUUCAAUUCCACCAUGAAAGUUUCUGAGAAGAACCAGAGGUGGCAGUUUGCCCUCGUCUUGCUUCGGCUUGCUGAUGAUUCAGCUUGUUUGGGGGAAGCCACCUACAGUGCCGCAGUGCCAACCAUGGGAUCAGACUGGCAACUUGCCAUGCUUUUGAUUAAGCAGAUGGAGAACAGACGGCUUCAGGCAGAUCAGAUGGCUGUCACUGCGAUGAUCGCCGCUUGCGGACAGGGAAAUGAAUGGGAGAAUGCGUUGCAACUGUUUGCAGAGAUGAGUGCGAUGGUAAAGCCAGAUGUGAUCAUGCUCAAUGCCGCCAUUGGGGCCUGUGAGAGAGCCACUGAAUGGCAAGAAGCACUGGGCCUUCUGGAUGGAUCUCAACAAGUCUUCCCUGAUAUCGUCACUUACAACACCUUGAUGAGUGCUUUGGGCAAAGCUUCGCUAUGGCAGCUGGUGCUUCAGCUCAUGCAGCAGAUCUCGCGGCAGCGCUUGGAACUGGACAUGUUUUCCCACAACACUGCCAUCAGUGCAUGUGAGAAAUCCUCCAAUUGGCAGCGAGCAAUGAAUCUUCUGAGCCAAGCCUUGGCGCUGGGGCGUGGGCAGAUGGACAUUAUUUCCUGCAAUGCUGCCAUCAGCGUAUGUGAAAAAGCCUCUGAAUGGCAGCAAGCACUGACGAUCUUGAAGUUUUUACGAUCCCAACUGGCUCAGAUCAAUGUAAUCACAUGUAAUGCGCUGAUCAGUGCAUGUGAAAAGGCUACGCAGUGGCGAAGGGCCUUGGCUUUGCUGGGGCAGAUGGAUUUCUUCUACAUAAGGCCGAACGUGUGCACUUUCAAUGCCACCCUCAGUGCCUGUGAAAACGCUUCGGCCUGGCAGAAAGCACAAGAGUUGCUGGUGUUGAUGGGGAAGCUGAACGAACAACCAGAUGUGAUCACCUGCAAUGCCUCGAUCAGCACCUAUGGCAAGGCGGCUUUGUGGCAGCUAUCAAUCCAAGCUCUUGCGCAGAUGGAUGCACAGAGGCUUCUUGCUACGGAGGUAACGUACAGCGCAGCUCUGGAUGCCUGUGCCAGAGUUCCGCAGUGGAGAGAGGCCUUACGCUUUGUGAGCCCAAAGUGUGAAGGAACAGAGAUAGAGUCUUCAACUUUGGAUCUUGGAAGCCUAUUGUCAGCCUGUGUGAGGGAGCUUUCUCGGAAGCAACAUCGCCUGGCCUCCUCAACUGAAGAGUGUCAUCGGGAGUUGAAGAGCUUCGAAGCGCAAAAGUUGAGCCGACCGGAGGUUGAGGCUUUGGUGGCUGGCGCGUUGGCAGAUUGGGUGCGAGCUGCGCAAGCAGGGGCCGAUGCCGUCACUGGAGCCAUGCAAAAAAGCCGUAGUGGAGCCGGCUUUGGAACAGAGACGAGCCUUGGAGCAUCGCUGACGGACAGCUACUUCUUGUCCUACGACUUGGGCCGCGAGGCCAGGCGCUUGGAUCGUCAGGGGUAA